Messenger RNA from Grus americana (Whooping crane), 3383 nucleotides. RefSeq names its product SET domain containing 6, protein lysine methyltransferase (gene SETD6). The record is from RefSeq and is a predicted model, not a curated record. Gene Ontology annotation, molecular function: protein-lysine N-methyltransferase activity; protein binding. Bases 436 to 1686 code for a protein of 416 amino acids. Gene Ontology annotation, cellular component: nucleus. The transcript has 9 exons. Lineage: Eukaryota; Metazoa; Chordata; Aves; Gruiformes; Gruidae. Gene Ontology annotation, biological process: peptidyl-lysine monomethylation.
UGUGGCCGCAGGGCCCCCGGCUCGGAUCCGGGUCGCGGCGACGCUUUUGCCGAGAGCCCGGCGCUGGGAACGGAACGGAACGGCCGGGCCGGAGACGCGAGGGAGGCGGCUGCGCUGCCGGUUUGCAAAGCCGCCGUGCCCUGGGAGGGGGCCGCGGGCUCGGGGGGGCUCCUGGCGGCCCCCCUGCCUGUGCGCUGCCCGUUCCUCCCGCUCUGCGGGCAGGGACCCCUCUGCGCCCGGGGCGGGGGGGGGGGGAAGAGCCUCGUGCGCGCUAAUUGGCUUCAUUAAGAGCAACGGGCGGCCGCCGGGAGCAGCGCCCGGGGAAAGGGCAGCGCCGAUCCCCUCUCCGGCUUCCUGGCGUGGUGCGGGCGGGCCGGGGUGGAGCUCAGCCCCAAGGUCCGCCUGAGCAGGGAGGGCGCGGUGGCGGGGUACGGCAUGGUGGCCGCCGAGGAGCUGGAGGCGGGAGAGGUCCUCUUCACCGUCCCUCGCACGGCGCUGCUCUCCCAGCACACCAGCUCCAUCCGGGUGCUCCUGCAGGAAGCCCAGGAGUCCCUGCAGAGCCAGUCCGGCUGGGUGCCGCUCCUACUGGCCCUGCUGCACGAGUACACAGCCAGCAACUCCCAGUGGCAGCCUUACUUCUCCCUCUGGCAGGACUUCCGGAGCCUGGAUCACCCCAUGUUCUGGCCUGAAGAAGAGCGAACAAGGCUCCUGCAGGGCACAGGCAUCCCAGAAGCUGUGGACAAGGACCUGGCUAACAUCCACCUGGAGUACAGCUCCAUCAUCCUGCCUUUCAUGAAGUCCCACCCUGAUGUCUUUGACCCCAAGCUGCACACGCUGGAGUUGUACAAGCAGCUGGUGGCAUUUGUCAUGGCCUACAGCUUUCAGGAACCUUUGGAGGAGGAAGAUGAAGAUGAGAAGGGGCCCAAUCCUCCAAUGAUGGUGCCUGUAGCAGAUAUUUUGAAUCACGUGGCCAACCACAACGCCAACCUGGAAUACUCUCCUUGGUGGGAUCACAGCAGCUCUGAGAGCCUCUUCUCUCCCUGCUCGCAGCAAUGUUUACGAAUGGUUACAACACAGCCCAUCAGCAAAGGACAGGAGAUCUUCAACACCUACGGGCAGAUGGCCAACUGGCAGCUUCUACACAUGUAUGGCUUCGCAGAGCCGUAUCCUGGCAACACCAACGACACAGCCGACAUCCAGAUGGUGACAGUACGCAAGGCAGCGCUGCGGCGUGCCAGAAGCGAAGCGGAGCAGCAGCUGGUCUCAGAGCAGUGGGACUUCUUGUGCCAGCUGGAGAUGGUGGGGGAGGAAGGUGCCUUUGUGCUCGGCUGGGAUGAGGUGCUGACAGAGGAAGAGCUGUCCAUGACCCUGAAGGUGCUGUGCAUGUCAGAAGAAGAAUUCAAGGAGUAUAAGGAACAAGAUGGCUGGGAAGAUGACAGCGAGGAAGAGGAAAACUCCACCCUUUCUAAUGAGGCUCUCUCCAGACUUAAAAGCCCUUGCAAGAAGCUCCUUUAUGACAGCGUGCUGCUGACCCUCGAGUCCUACAGGUCAGACUUGAAAGCAGAGCAGGACUUGUUAAAUAACAAGGAGGCUUACGAGAAGCUGAGUCGAAGGGAGCAGCAAGCUUUGCAUGUGCGCUAUGGACAGAAAAGGAUCUUGCAUCAGCUGCUAGAGCUGGUACGCUAGAAACCUCGCUGGCCCUGGGCCUGUCUCAGGAAGGGAAGGUCAGCCUUUGGCCACCUUUUCUACAGCAGCAAGAUUAAAUAUAGGCCCACUUGUCCCUCAAACAGCUUCUUAGCUACCUCUACAUAAACAAAGGUACCUGCCACAGCACAGAAGUGGUUUUGCAUGGCCUUAUCUUCCAGCGAGAGCUCUGGAGCACAACUACCACCUUCUAGACAACUUAAGAAAACCCAGCUGUCCUAAUGGCUGCUGGAGGAAGACAGACACACACUGUGAGGUCAGCAAGUGGGUUCCCUCAUUUAGCAUCAGGCUAAAUCUAAGGCAAGAACUGCUCCUUGUCCAGAUGAAGGGGGCUGAAAUCCAGCUGGUAGCUCUUACAGGGGUUCAGAGUAAACACCUGGCAGGUGGAAAUGCUGACAACACUAAACUCUUCACCUACGCUUUGUUAAUACUGAGCACAAUACAAACCUAUCCAUACGGUUUUCAUGUAGGCUCAGUAGAGCAAGAUAUUUCCUUUGACCUGUAUGAAAGGCAUUUCUGUACAGGCUUGAGACUACUCUAUAAGGAGCAGCAUCGCAGUUCUGCAGCUGCUGUAGGUUAAACAUUCAAUACACCCCCUCCGGUCAAUACAGUUCUUCCCUGAACUCAGGCAUUGCUCUGCAUCAUGUUUAGCUAUAUUAAUAUUUUUCCCUCAGCAGUCUUUGCAUGACAAAACACUGGGAGGUUUGCAGGCUAAGGCAUAUUUAAUAAAGACUAUGUUUCUUAUCCGGCCAACGCUAUCUACUUCAACAGGGUGCAAAGGCCCAUCUAAAAGGGGGGGCAGGAAAUCUGCUGCUGCUGCAGUCAAGUAUUGCAAACAAACCAACCCCAGGCUGUUAUCAUGUAUAUAAUAAAGAUGAGGUACAGCCCUCCCUGGACUGCUGGGGGCCAGGGUGGGUUAGCAGUACCUAGAAUAGCUUGGGUUUUUUUUUUUAAUUCGCCUUUUACAGUGGUGUAACAGUGGCUGGCUAGGGUCCAGUCUCCCAUCUUGGCUCUUCUCUUCCUACACCAGACUAGAUUUCAGACUAGGCACACAGUGGAUCAAAAGGUUAGUCUUCAUUUCUUAAACAUGAGGUUCACUAUAGCCAGGGCCUUUGCUGGCAAGGACACUGGCAAUCCUUGGGGAGCUGACACCAGUACCAUAUGCCCUGAAACCUGUAGGCUCCUUACCCACUAAGAGAAGGUACGAAGCACAGCGGCCUCCAUCCUAUCAGCCCAACUUGUGUUACUGGGGUCUUGGCCAAGUCCUGUCCACCUUCCACCCUCUCCACACCAGCCUAACGGUUCUUAAAGCCUAAAGGGAACCAGCCGUGUACAGCAGCAUUAGUACAGAACCAGAGAGACCUUUGAGCUUUGAGUCAUUGGGACAAGUCAAUAAGCUCUGCAUACGGAUUGCUAGAAAAAAAAUCCCAUGGCAUCUGGACUAAAGAAAACCUGGUUGCUGAUAACUCUCCAUAUCCUAACCCAAUACAGGAGGAAGAGUAAACUGGAGUUGCAACACCAAAAAAAUUUCCAACUUCAAAAGGCUCAAUUUCAGCACAACUACUGAGCACCUCUCCUAUGAAGACAGAGAGUUGGCAUUGUUCAGCCUGGAGAAGAGAAGGCUCCAGGGAGACCUUAGAGCCCCUUCCAGUCCCUGCAGGGGCUCCAGGAAAGCUGGA